Molecule: messenger RNA, 2880 nt
Organism: Kuraishia capsulata CBS 1993
Lineage: Eukaryota; Fungi; Ascomycota; Pichiomycetes; Pichiales; Pichiaceae
Exons: 1
Coding region: 1-2880 (959 amino acids)
Biological process (GO): proteasome-mediated ubiquitin-dependent protein catabolic process; regulation of protein catabolic process
Cellular component (GO): proteasome storage granule; nucleus; proteasome regulatory particle, base subcomplex
Molecular function (GO): enzyme regulator activity
Source: RefSeq, a predicted model, not a curated record
AUGGCAUUAACGUCUGCUGCGCCAUAUUUGGCAUUGUUGAGCGAGGAGGACCCGGAGCUGAAGUCCUAUGCUUUGUCAUCUCUGAAUGGGGUUGUUGAUCAACUCUGGGCUGAGAUUGCCAACAACAUUACCGAAAUUGAGGCUUUAUACGAAGACGAGAAGUUCUCGCACCGUGCUUUGGCUGCGCUCGUUGCUUCCAAAGUGUACUAUAAUUUGGGUGAUUAUGAUUCGUCUGUGAAGUACUCCUUGUGCUCUGAAAGCGCCUUUGAUUUGGACGAGAAGACCGAAUACGUCGAGACUAUUAUCUCGAAAUGUAUCGACAGAUACAUUUCCUUGUCUCAGACAAAGUUCUCUGACCCAAGUGUGAAAAUCAACUCGCAAUUGACUCUAAUUUUUGAGAAAAUGCUGGAGAAGUGUAUUAGCCAGGGCGAGAUAAAGCUGGCUUUGGGUAUCGCAAUGGAAAGUUAUCGCCUGGACAUUGUCGAGGAUAUUAUCAGAACCCAGCUGCGGACCUCAGCUAAUGAAGAAUCGGUUUUGUCCCUUGUGGGCUAUGUUCUUUCUUCAGUCACCACCGUGAUUGCCAACAUCGGUUUGAGGGUACAAAUCUUGAACACUCUGGUGUUGAUAAUUCUCUCGCUCAAGUCGCCUGAUUACUUCAUGAUCUCCAAGAUAAUAGUACAAUUGAAUGACUACACUCUUGCACACAAGAUUUUCAAGGAGCUUUUGGUGAACGGUGAUCACCUCACUGCAUUCCAAGUGGCAUUCGAUCUAGUCAACUCAGCGUCGCAAGAGCUUUUGGACAAAACCUCUGAGAUCCUCACCAAGGACGAAAACCUAGAUCAAACCAACAAAGAACUUGCAAAAUUGCUGAAGGUUCUAUCGGGUGUUCCAACCUGUGAUCUGGACAUCACCUUCCUCUACAACAACAACAAUACCGAUAUCUCGAUCCUAAACAAGAGCAAGCAGCAGUUGGACGGCAGAAACUCGAUUUUCCACUCGGCUAUCACUUUCCAGAAUGCAUUCAUGCAUGCUGGUACCACUGACGAUUCUUUCUUCAGAAGCAACCUUGAGUGGCUGGGGAAGGCCACCAAUUGGUCGAAAUUUUCUGCUACCGCUGCUUUGGGUGUUAUCCACAAAGGUAACCUUUCGCAGGGUAUGAACCUUCUGAAACCAUACCUUCCUGGAAGUACAAGUUCACCUUACACCAAUGGUGGUUCGCUAUUUGGACUUGGAUUGGUAUACGCAGGUCACGGUAAGGAAGUGAUCGAAUUUUUGAAAGAGAAGAUCGUGGAAAACAACUCUGCCAGUGAUGACAAAAACGUGGACGUUGUUCUCCAUGGUGCUUGUCUAGGUGUGGGUGUUGCAGGUAUGGGUCUAGGAAGCGAGGAAAUCUACGAGGAGCUCAAGACUAUUCUCUAUGCUGAUUCAGCCGUCGCAGGUGAGGCAGCAGGUUUGGCAAUGGGAUUGGUAAUGCUGGGUUCAGGUGAUGACAAUGCCCUAUACAACAUGUUCCAAUACGCCCAAGAGACUCAGCAUGAAACCAUUGUUCGUGGUCUUGCGAUAGGUAUUGCUCUUGUUUGCUACGGAAAAGAAACUUCUGCAGAACCAAUGAUCGACCAAUUGCUGAAGCACCAAGAUCCUAUACUCCGUUAUGGUGGUGCUUAUACUCUGGCACUGGCUUACUGUGGAACUAGUAACAACUCCGCCAUCAAGCGCUUGUUGCACAUUGCAGUUUCGGAUUCUUCUGACAACGUUAGAAGAGCUGCCGUUACAGCUCUGGGUUUCGUUCUACUUCGUGAUUACACAACAGUUCCAACCAUCGUUGAACUCCUAUCUGAGUCCCAUAACCCUCAUGUCCGCUAUGGUACUGCCAUGGCUUUGGGUAUCUCUUGUGCUGGCCGUGGUCUUCCAGCCGCAGUUGAAGUUUUGGAGCCAUUGACCAAGGAUGCCGUUGAUUUUGUCAGACAGGGAGCUCAUAUAGCCAUGUCGAUGAUCAUGAUUCAACAGAAUGAGAAAACCUUUCCCAAGGUCAAUGAGGUCAAAGAAUCAUUUGCCAAGGUUGUUGGAAACAAAAAUGAAGACUCACUUGCUAAAUUUGGCGCUGCCUUAGCACAGGGUAUCAUCGAUGCUGGUGGACGCAAUGUGACCAUUCAGCUAGAGAAUUCUCAAACAGGAACUCUCAAUAUGAAGGCGAUCGUCGGUCUCACAGUGUUCUCCCAGUACUGGUAUUGGUUUCCAUUCACACACUUCCUUGCCCUGUCUUUCACGCCCACAUCCAUUAUUGGAAUUCGUGAAGACUUCAAAGUUCCAAAGUUCGAGAUCAACUGUCACACUAAGCCCGAUCUUUUUGGAUACCCUCCAAAGGUCGAGACUGCAGUCGAGAAGCAACCUGAAAAAGUGGCAACUGCCGUUCUAUCUACUACCGUGAGAGCCAAAGCCAGAGCGAAGAAGGUCAAGGCUGAAAAGGAGAAGAAAGAAGAGGAGGUCAAGGUUGAGGACAAGAUGGAUGUUGAUGAUGAACCCGCAAAGCCAGAAGUCUCUGAGCCAGUGGCCGAAGAGCUCUCGAAUGACGAAACCGUUGCCGACAACGAAGAAGAUUCUUCAUCAUCCAACACUUAUUACACCCAGACUCCAUACAAGCUCAAUAACAUGAGCAGGGUUGUUCCAUCUCAGCUCAAGUACAUUGCUUUCGUGAAAGAUGAGAGGUUCACUCCGAUCAGGAAGUUCAAGGGAACAAGCGGUAUAGUUGUGUUGAAGGAUGCUCAGUUUGGUGAGCCGUUGGAUCGUAUCAAGACAGUGAGGGAGCUGAACAACACUGACGCUCCACUGCCCGACCCAUUUACUUUGGAGGAUAGCGAUGAUGAAGAGGAAGCAAAAUAA